AUGGUGCGUCAGCUGCACGACGGUAUGAUGGCGCGAGUCACGGACAACGGCGCUGUCUCAGAGGCAUUCGCAGUGACCAACGGAGUGAAGCAGGGAUGCGUGCUGGCACCAACCCUCUUCAGUCUUAUGUUCUCUGCCAUGCUGAUGGACGCCUACCGCGACGAACGCCCUGGAAUCCGCAUCGCCUACAGAACGGACGGUCAUCUCCUGAAUCACCGGCGCAUUAACUUCCAAUCGCGCGUAUCCACAACUACCGUGCACGAACUCCUCUUCGCCGACGACUGCGCCCUGAACACCACCUCCGAAGCGGAGAUGCAACGGAGCAUGGACCUAUUCUCCGCCGCCUGCGAGAACUUUGGGCUGGUCAUUAACACGCAGAAGACGGUGGUGAUGCACCAACCGCCGCCCAACUCAGCCACAGCCCCCAACGCGCAGCCGCAAAUCAGCGUGAACGGAACCCAACUGCAAGUGGUAGAGAACUUCCCGUACCUGGGCAGUACUCUCUCCCGCAACACCAAGAUCGACGACUAA
Messenger RNA from Spirometra erinaceieuropaei, 531 nucleotides. The record is from the annotation of a GenBank genome assembly. NCBI's taxonomy places the organism in Eukaryota, Metazoa, Platyhelminthes, Cestoda, Diphyllobothriidea, Diphyllobothriidae.